AUGACAACCAGCGAGCCAUCAGCUGUGACAAGCAAGAAGACUGAGCUGCGUAUUGCACGUUUGCGUGAUUCGUGCCAACGUGUGGGUUAUGUGCUCGUCAAGAAAAACAGGCGGAAGACUCAGUGGCAUGUAUACCAAAAUAUCAAUUCGAAUGCGACAGAUAAGGAAGCUAUAACUUGGGUGUUCUGCAUUCUGCGUGCUUAUCACCUUUGCUUUUGCUGGAAUCUACUCAGUACUUAA
This is a messenger RNA of Plasmopara halstedii, 240 nucleotides long. RefSeq lists its product as uncharacterized. Bases 1 to 240 code for a protein of 79 amino acids. The record is from RefSeq and is a predicted model, not a curated record. The transcript has 3 exons. NCBI's taxonomy places the organism in Eukaryota, Oomycota, Peronosporomycetes, Peronosporales, Peronosporaceae.